Molecule: messenger RNA, 3570 nt
Organism: Babjeviella inositovora NRRL Y-12698
Lineage: Eukaryota; Fungi; Ascomycota; Pichiomycetes; Serinales
Gene: KCS1
Product: inositol polyphosphate kinase
Exons: 1
Coding region: 441-3548 (1035 amino acids)
Biological process (GO): inositol phosphate biosynthetic process; phosphatidylinositol phosphate biosynthetic process
Cellular component (GO): nucleus; cytoplasm
Molecular function (GO): inositol hexakisphosphate kinase activity
Source: RefSeq, a predicted model, not a curated record
CGUCACUGUAUCUCUACAAGGUCGUGCGCUCGCCCAGAGGAUAUCCCCAUCAAACACGGACAAAAAACAAAAAGGACGAAUCGGCCUUGCAAUGGUUUUCUUAGAUACCAUUUUGAUUACACAGCCGCUACGAACAUCAGACAUACACAUUUGUCGCUGCAACCAACUUAUAUACUUCUUUGAGCCGCAAAGUUGCACUGUUCUUGAAGCGUUUACCCUAGUCUGCGUGACAUAGCCCUGUAUCUAUCGGCCUCGACUCAGACAUAGAUAUUGCAAGGCAUACCAUUGUUUAUUGAUGUCUGUAGCCUGAGAGUUUUUCAGAAACUUUCCUUGUGUAUCCCAAGAUACCUCAGCCCCUGAUCCGGUUGCAACCUCUAAUCCUGUUCAUAAACCAUCCAUUCUGCGGUGCCUCCACUUCUCUUAAUAUCUAAUACCAAACAAUGGAUCGCACGGGUGAAUUAAGGCCCCUCAUUCCGGCUAACAUGAAUGCGCCCACCCCUAUGCCCCAUCAGCACCCAAAACAUGAACCUCCAGAGCCCAGAGACUCGCCCUCUGAAAAUAACAGCCUAGAGCCGGUAGACUCGUCUGAGUCGUUCGAAAUUCCGCCUGUGGUCGCUGGACGUAAGGCCGCCAAGUCGUUCAAAUUGUUUGAGCUACCUAAACUCACGGACAAGAUUCAUCACUCUCACAAGUCGCAUCGCAAGGAACCCAAGCACCACGCCGAGACCGAGUUUGUUCCCUCGAAGUACGGCUCCAGCACUCUCAACACCCUACUCUCUCAGGUAUCUUUAGACAAGGAGAAAUCCCGCAACAACAGCGUAGAAGAAGAGCUCAUUGGCAUUGGACUGUCGACGGCCAAAGAUGUAUCGCUCUUGGCAUCUAUGACCGACCUCCAGCCAGUGUCCUCGGCUACAUAUUUCCCUCACAAGUCAAAAUCAGAUCCAACCUCUUUCGAUGACGAGGUGAUUCACCCCGAGCAUCUCAGAGCCGAAGCCGAAUUUGACAUUAACCCGGAGACCCAGAAACCAGAGAAUAUCCGUCGCGAUAGAGGUCAUAAGGAUAGGGCCCGGUCGGCCGCCACUGCCCACCAUGAGGCAACCCCUCACAUCUCCAGUGACGGCACUCCAGCAGACAAAGGUCUUGGCCCUUCCGACUCUAAGGUGAAAAAGUCCAUCAAGUUUGAUAUUCCCGAAAUUGCAGUCCCUGGGUUAUUGGAGGCCUUGCCGGACCCAUUCCAUAAAACUGCGGGUUCGUUUGAUCAUGAAGCUGCCAGUUAUCCAGGACAGGCGCCUGGCUCAUUGGAAGAUCACGGUACCGCCGUGGAUGAAGAUUCUCAUUCCCUUGCUGUAGAGCUCACCCCGUUCCAAAACAAGGUCGGCGGCCACACGGCAAUUUUCCGGUUCUCGCACCGCGCGGUGUGCAAGGCUUUGGUCAACAGAGAAAACAUCUGGUACGAAGAAAUUGAACAAAAGCAACCAGAGUUGUUGCCCUUCGUGCCGCGUUACCUCGGGGUGUUAAAUGUGAGAUACACGUCGCUUGUCGAAGACGACAGCAACGGUCACUCUGAUACUCCUCCUGUCACAGCGGUGUCUCAGCAUACCACCCAUUUGGCUAGGCAGAUUGGCCAUGUUUCAGCCGCCAGCACCCCACUGUCUCCGGGCCGUGGGAAUACCGGUAGUAUCGACAAGACCCAUUUUAGUACCCUUUCGCCGGCACAAGAGCUUAAUUUCAAGACAAAGGCAUACAAGUCAGCUCCUAACUCUAGUAAGCUUUUACCCUCAGAAGGCAUUGAGUUGCCCCCGGAGGUGGUUUUGGAUGACAACAAACACAUAAUCCCCGAAUCUCUCCUCAAUCACUACUCUUCCUCCGCACCGUCACCCUACGGCUCGUACCUCUCGUCAUCCGAGGGCAAGGCAGGCUUAGUUGACCCGAAUAAUACUCCAAAAAACUCGCCGUAUCAGCACGGAAUGAAUGAACUUCCCCAGCGUGACGGCGGGUACUUGGGUUCCACCAAAGUCAACCAAAGACUACAGGCAUUGGUGUUGCAAGAAGUGUUUGCCCCAGGCAGAAAAGUUUCGGGUACCCCCUCCCGCCACCGCAACUCCACCGAUGGGGACAGUGGCAGCUACAGCAACUCCUACAGUCCUCGAAACGAGAUGCUCUACCUUUCAGAACGUUAUCCGGGAGCUGACCACCAGAGCUAUGGAGCCGCCUCCAGCUUGUACCGCCAUCGCUACAGCGACGUAGAUAGAGUAUCUGUGUCCAAGUUUCGUGACGCCAGAAGAAGCAGCCACCUGUCGAAUCUUUCCAGCCCCCAUAACGAUAGCCAGUCUUGUGGCAGAAGAAACAGCCUUGUCUCCAACAAGUCCGAGGGGCGCGGUGACGCGAUCUUCGAAAUGGACGAUGAUGACACCAUGCUGCUCAAUAGAGGGACUGAGUUGGCUGUUGGAAAUGGGGAUCUGGACGCCAAGUCAACUGGCUUGAAACGCCUGGCCAACCUAACGCCAGGUUUUAUCUCAUCACACAACUCCUCAGCUUCGUUGAUGCAUAUGGGCGGCGGGUUGUAUUCUGACGGAAGCUCUGGUGUUGGUGUUAACGGGAAACUUCGCCGCAAACUCACCCGCAUCGAGAGAUUCAUCCUUUUGGAGGAUUUAACCAGUGGGAUGAACGUUGCCUGCGCGUUGGAUUUGAAGAUGGGGACCCGCCAGUACGGGAUUGAGGCCAAGACGUCCAAAAUGCUCUCACAGCGGAAGAAGUGUCGUCGAACAACGUCGCGUAGCAUGGGUGUGCGUAUCUGCGGCAUGAAGGUGUGGGAUAAGGCCGAUGAAAAGUACGUCAGUCGCGACAAGUACUUUGGCCGCAACGUGCGGCCCGGCAGACAGUUUGCAAAGUGCUUGUUGCGGUUCUUGUACGACGGAGAGUCCUUGUACAGCAUUGUUCGCCAUUUACCCAAGUUGAUUGAAAACUUGUACGCGUUGUACAAAGUGUUCUCUCAGCUCAAGGGCUACAGAAUGUACGGGUCGUCGUUGUUGUUAAUGUACGACUCGGUGCCCAGGUCCCAGCAGGAGACGACCGGCACCACCAACGCCACCUCCAAAACUAUUGAUAUUGCCGAGUCGAAGCAGUCGUACGCCUUAUCUAUGGAUGAAGAGAACAAUGCCAAGGGCGGCGAGUUAAUCAUCCGCAUUAUCGAUUUUGCCCAGUCGCUCACCCCUGGCGUACCCUUGACAGAAACCACCACUUACCCACCGAGACAUGCCAACGACAUUGACAAGGGGUAUAUCAAGGGGCUAACCUCUUUGCUCCAGUACGCCACUGUCUUCUACCGCAAGUUCAUGGGAGCGGAUUACGUAGAUAAGGAGUCUGCUCUUCGGCUCAUCAAGGCUUCUAAGCAGGACUUGUUACAGCAAAAGUAUGCCUGGUUACAGGAUUUCGACAACCACGACUUUACCAAUGACGCGGCCGGGGCGUUCAGUGACGAGUUUUCCGAGCUAGACGAGUUGUUUCCGUCUGGCGAGCAGGCUUUUGACGACGGAUGUUCUGAUUAAUGACAUAAUAAAAGUAACUUAU